This is a messenger RNA of Nerophis lumbriciformis (worm pipefish), 1257 nucleotides long. NCBI's taxonomy places the organism in Eukaryota, Metazoa, Chordata, Actinopteri, Syngnathiformes, Syngnathidae. The record is from RefSeq and is a predicted model, not a curated record.
AAUGCAGGGGUUAUGGAAAGUCUACAAAACCAUGCUGAGGAGCAACAAUACAGUUUUUCCAAACACAGUUCAUGGCCCAACAACCAGGAAUCAACCAAUAAUUGCAAGCCACGUGUCGGUGGAUUUGUUUUAGUGCAUGCAGGAGCAGGUUACCAUUCAGAAUCCAAGGCCAAGGAGUACAAGCAUGUAUGUAAAAGAGCUUGCCAGCAAGCUGUGGAGCAGCUCAAAGCAGGGGCACUUGCAGUUGAAGCCGUUGCUGCAGCACUGGUUGAACUCGAGGACUCUCCCUUCACCAAUGCGGGUAUGGGUUCCAACCUUAACUUGUCAGGGGAAAUCGAGUGUGACGCCAGUAUCAUGGAAGGGAAAUCACUUCAUUAUGGAGCUGUAGGUGCUAUUAGCGGUAUCAAGAACCCUGUUUUAGUUGCAAAUCGACUGCUGAGUGAAGCACAGAAAGGGAAACUUUCAGCUGGCAGAAUACCACCAUGCUUUUUAGUCGGACGGGGAGCACACGACUGGGCCAUUAGCCAUGGUGUCCCACCCUGUCCCUCAGAGAAAAUGGCAACCAAGUUCAGUUUAUCGGCAUACAAGCGGAACAAAAGGAAGAUGGAACUUGCUGAGAAAAUGGACACUGGUCAUAAUCAAACGAAGAGAAGACGACAGUCAAGUGGAAAUGAAAAUGGAUCGGAGUGCCUUGAUACUGUUGGAGCCGUUGUCGUUGAUCUGCAAGGCAAUGUUGCUGCUGCAGUGUCCAGUGGAGGUCUGGCCAUGAAACAUCCAGGCAGGAUUGGACAGGCUGCUCAUUAUGGAUGUGGCUGCUGGGCUGAAAAUGCACGUAACAUGAACCCGUACUCGACCGCAGUGAGUACCUCAGGCUGUGGAGAGCAUCUCAUUCGCACCAUGCUGGCACGGGAAUGCUCCGCUGCUAUGCAAUCGGAAGAUUCCCAUCAGGCAUUGCUGGAAGCAAUGCAAAACAUGUUCAUCAGCUCACCCUUUCUGGCCAGUGAAGAUCGAGUUUUGGGUGGAGUAAUUGUCUUGCGGUGCUGCAGAUGUGCGGAACCUCAGCCGUCUCCCAAUGUUCAGGGUCCUCUAGUGGAGUUCCUUUGGAGCCACACCACAGAGAGCAUGUGUGUAGGCUACAUGUCUGCCCAAGAUAGCAAAGCCAAGACACACAUAUCAAGAUUACCACCUGGGACAAUACCCGGUCAAUCCUUGGCCAUCGAAGGAGGUGUUUGUCGCCUGAUGAGCACAGUGGAUUGA